AUGUUCUAUACUGGGAAGUCUACAGCGUGCCACACAUGCCGUCAGAGGCGCCUGAAGUGUGACGAGGCCAGGCCUCACUGCCAGAAAUGUAUGCGGGCAGGGCGGGAGUGCAAAGGCUAUCGUGAUGACACGGCCUUCAUCAUACGGGACAUGACAUCUGCCACUAUCCAGAAGUUCACCAAGGAGAAAAGCCCGCCACCUUCCCCGGAUGGUGAUAACAGAUCACAUCCUGCCGCAUCUUCAAGGCCGGAGAGGGCGAAAGCACUACCAGACCGCUCUAGGACCGGCCUUGCUUCACCGCCGUCCACCACGUCACAAGGGCCAAGAGACAACCAAGUCACUUUGAGGCGGGCUUCUACACCGAGGAGCAGACGGUCGAGAGCACUCGAGGUCGGAACUCUGUCACUACCAGUCGAGGACCAGGCACUCUGCUACUUCGCGAACCGUUACGCACUUGCACCAACCCAGUACCUCGACCCAGGCUAUCUCUCGGUGCUCAAGCUAGUCAGCCACAAAAAGUCCGUCGGCCCAUGCCUUUCGAAUUCCCUCUCGGCGGUAUCGCUGGCCGCCUUCUCGACGAGACCGAAUGCGAGAAAAACCGUCGUGCGUGCUCGAGCGGCAUACUCAACAGCUCUGCGACUCACCAACGAGGCGAUUCAGCAGCCUCAUUCCUGUCAUGAUGACGAGCUUCUCGCGUCAGUCGUACUACUUGCACUAUUUGAGGUUUUCACCAGCGAGAGUAUUCUGGGGUGGUGCAGCCACGUGUAUGGCGCGGCAGCUAUGCUUGGUGCUCGAGGAAAGGUGUCAAUUCACGACAAGUUCUGCAGAGCGCUCUUCCGCGUCAUCAGUAAUGAAUCGGUGAAACUGGCCUUGAUGGGCUUCUCAUCACCCCAUUCCGGUACUGAGAGCUGGCUGCAGUGGUUGAGCAAUCCUACGUACACGACUUAUAUCACCCCCGACGCGGCCGCAGCCGAACCUGCCGAAGUCGAGGACGCGACGACUAUAGAGUUAAAAGGCCCUGGCGACUUUCAGAGUUUGACGGAAACAAUGUCGCUCAAAGGUACGGAUGCCAUAGAUCAGGCCAGGACAGGUCGCGAUGGCACUUUACCGGUCCCACAACUCCCCAACGCGCCCAUCAACCCAAGCGGGCCGCGAACGGAUGAAGAGAUGACGGGCUUGAACCAGGUCCUAGAUGACACGAAAGAGUUCAUACAAGCUUACGAGAAGUAUCAACGCCCGAUCCCCAGUUCCGCGGCGCAGGAUCAGGCUUCAAUACCGCUCAUCGAUUCGCAAGCAGCCUUUGCCAACGUGCAAGUCUCGAGGAUGGAGAGAUCGUACGAGAUGCUUGCCGAGACCAGCCUUCACAUUUGCGGCUGUGUUGCUCGGCUCGUCACAUACAACGUCAUGGCCAGAUGCGCCGCUUCUAUACCCCAUCAAGCAACACAGGAAUACGCGGAGGCGGUAUCGAUGGGAAGGAAAGAGAUUGCCGAGAUAUUGAGACUGGUCCCGUACUUCUACGGGCUCAUGGAAGAGACGGACUGGAUGAACUCAGCGUCGUCGAGACAACCCGUUUUCCCGGACGAUGAACCGUCGUCGUCGGACAGUUCGGAAACAGCAGGUGAGAGGGAUGUCGGUACGUGGAUGUCGAAACGACGAGCCCGAUUGCCACUACUCGCGAAGAGUUACAUCGGUUUCAUGAUCCUUUGGCCGAUUUCGACGGCUGCCACGACCGACCUUGUCGAUGCUCAGCAGUUCGAAACCAUCAGCACAAUGCAGAAGUAUAUCACUGAGGCGUGCGGAAUCAGAAUGGCUGAAGGCGUGCGGCAAUUCUGCCUGGAAAAGCGGAAGUUCUCUGACGCGCCAUUCUGGGCCUGA
Messenger RNA from Neoarthrinium moseri, 1875 nucleotides. RefSeq lists its product as uncharacterized. Gene Ontology annotation, molecular function: DNA-binding transcription factor activity, RNA polymerase II-specific; zinc ion binding. The record is from RefSeq and is a predicted model, not a curated record. The transcript is spliced from 4 exons. The coding region runs from base 1 to 1875 and encodes 624 amino acids. Lineage: Eukaryota; Fungi; Ascomycota; Sordariomycetes; Amphisphaeriales; Apiosporaceae. Gene Ontology annotation, biological process: regulation of DNA-templated transcription.